Molecule: messenger RNA, 696 nt
Organism: Neltuma alba
Lineage: Eukaryota; Viridiplantae; Streptophyta; Magnoliopsida; Fabales; Fabaceae
Exons: 1
Coding region: 1-696 (231 amino acids)
Source: RefSeq, a predicted model, not a curated record
AUGUCUCCACCUACCUUAUUUGAUGUGAUUGGAGAGCCAUCAUCAAUUCCUUGUACUGUUGAAAUGAUCCCAACACCUACACCACAAAUAAAUUCCACAAAAUGGAAGGAUUUGAUUAUUGGAGGAGGACAAAUAUUUCCAAAUGUCACUGCUCUCCGAGAAACACUAUACAAGUAUAGCUUAUCCCAGAAGUUUUCAUACCUUUUUAUUAAGAAUAAUCAGCAAAAGAUCAUUGUGAAGUGCAAGGUUGAUGGUUGUCUAUGGUAUAUGGGUGCAUAUUUAAUGGGAGCACAUCAAGAUACUGAGUUUUUAACUAUCAGAACAUAUAAAAGUGAACAUAUUCAUCAUGCACAGGACAACUUAAUUGUUUCUCACUCAGGAAGGUCAAAUUUAACUGCUUUAAUUGUGAUUGAUGGCUUGAGGUACAAUGUUGACAAGAGUCCUAAUGAGAUUAGAAAGGACUUGUAUAAAGAAUAUGGAGUGCAAUUGAAUUAUACUCAAGUAUAUAAGGUCAGGAAGAGAGCACUAACGGAAUUACAUGGUCGAGUAGAAGAUUCUUAUAAGGUAAUCCCUUGUAUAUGUGAGAGAUUAACGGAAACUAAUCCUGAUACAGUUGCAAGAUGGGAAGGCUCAGAUAGCAAUCGAUUUGAGAGGCUAUUCAUUGCAUAUGGAUGCUCAAUUGAAAGCUUUGUGUAA